Sphenostylis stenocarpa is the source of this 1728-nucleotide messenger RNA. NCBI's taxonomy places the organism in Eukaryota, Viridiplantae, Streptophyta, Magnoliopsida, Fabales, Fabaceae. The record is from the annotation of a GenBank genome assembly.
AUGCUGCCAUUGAACGCGAGGAUAGCAGGUUUGAAGAGUGAGCGUGAACAGCAAAAGAAAAGCAAGAAGACAGAUAGAAGAAGCAAUUUCGGGAAGAGGUUUUUGCCAUCUUGCAUGGGAUUUCAAUCUCCAACUUCUCGCCCUACCCGAAGUGACGCCGUUUUGAACCACCAUCCACCAUUUCCGAUCAUUCACCAGUUUCUGCUGCCGCCGCCGCUGCCGCCACCGUCUACGGUUCUGCUUCCGAUACCUUUCAACCCCUCACUUUUCUUCAUGAUGGACAAUCAAAGGUCCAUUUCUCUGCUUCAGAUAGUCUCAUCGUGGAUCAAGAAGGUUGCAUGCCUGCAUCAACUACCAGAGCACCAAAUUGCUGUCACAUCUGCCACAAUAUUGACUUAUGGAUCUUAUGGCCUCGGAGUUCACAGCUCAGGGUCUGACAUUGAUGCUUUGUGUGUUGCUCCUUUCUUUGCCUCAAUUGCAAAUGACUUUUUUGUUGUGUUGUACGACAUGCUUAGAAGGAGACCCGAAGUAUCGUAUAUUCACUGUGUCAAGAGUGCAAAAGUCCCUUUAAUGCGAUUUACAUUUGAAGGGGUUUCCAUUGAUCUUCCGUACGCUCGGCUUAAUGUACUAUAUGUUCCUGAGAAUGUUGACAUAUUAAAUCCAUUUUUCAUGAGGAAUAUUGAUGAUACCAGCUGGAAAAGCUUGUCCGGGGUACGGGCAAAUAAAUACAUUCUUCAUCUACUUCCUAAUAUAGAGAAAUUUCAAUGCAUGCUACGAUGUCUUAAACUAUGGGCAAAAAGACGAGGAGUUUAUGGAACUUUGCUCGGUUAUUUGGGAGGAGUUCAUAUGACAAUUCUUGCAGCAUAUGUUUGUCUAAGACACCCAGACGCCACCUUAAAUGCUCUAAUUAUCAACUUUUUUCAAACAUUUGCAUUUUGGCCCUGGCCUUCUCCAGUGAUGUUGCAGGAAGGAAUGUUGUUAACAGUCGUAAAUGCGAUAGAAACACGGUCCUUCAUGCCUAUAUUUCUGCCAUCUAGCUGUUAUGAGUACUGUCAUACAAAUAUUACUAAAAGCACUUUCUUUCGGAUCAGGACUGAGUUUCUUCGUGGACAUGAGAUGACAAAGGAUCUUUUGAAGCCAGAUUUCAUUUGGGAUAAUGUAUUUGAGCCUUUUCCAUACUCAAAAAGAUACUCCCAAUUUCUGAAGAUAUGUCUCACUUCUCCUAACCAUUAUGCACUGAUUGAAUGGGUUGGUUGGGUAAAGUCACGCUUUCGAGGUCUUCUUCUACAUCUGGAGGUUAUUCAAGGAUUUUGUGACCCUAAUCCCACAGAAUAUGUUGAUAGUGAGAAAGCAGAACCAAACGUAGUUUUCUACUGGGGUUUGCAGCCAAGUAACAAUAAUAUCCUGGACAUUGAUUCGGUCAAGGGGGAGUUCAUGAAGAUUAUCAAGAAUGGCUAUGAAGUUGUGGAUCCGUGGCGCAAUGGUAGCGCGUCUGACUCCAGAUCAGAAGGUUGCGUGUUCGAUUCACGUCGGAAUCAAUCAUCACCUGUGGAUCCGUGGCGCAAUGGUAGCGCGUCUGACUCCAGAUCAGAAGGUUGCGUGUUCGAUUCACGUCGGGAUCUUAGAGUGUCUAAGGUUGUGCCAGGAGGGUCUCUUAAUGCCUUCCUUUUUCUUCUCAUCGGAGUUAUUUCACAAAGACUUGCCAUGAUAAAGAAGAAGGGGGAAUAA